AAGCUGCGCAGGCGCAUCCCCAGUGACUGUGGCGGAGUCAAAGAGGGGAAGAAGGGAGGUCGGGGCCAGGGCCUGGCAGUUGGAGUCAGGCGGUGGAGUCCCGAACCGCAGCCGCCUUAGCGGCGGGAGGAGCCGAGGGGGAUCAGGCUUGAGCUCAGAGGGGAUUGAUGGAGGCAGAAACCAAAACUCUUCCCCUGGAGAAUGCAUCUAUCCUUUCAGAGGGUUCCCUACAAGAGGGACAUCGGCUAUGGAUUGGCAACCUGGACCCUAAGAUCACAGAGUACCACCUCCUCAAACUCCUUCAGAAAUUUGGCAAAGUAAAGCAAUUUGACUUUCUUUUCCACAAAUCUGGUGCCUUGGAAGGACAACCCCGAGGGUAUUGUUUUGUCAACUUUGAAACCAAACAGGAAGCAGAGCAAGCGAUCCAGUGUCUUAAUGGCAAGCUGGCCCUUUCUAAGAAGCUGGUGGUACGGUGGGCACAUGCUCAAGUCAAGAGAUAUGAUCAUAACAAGAAUGACAAAAUCCUUCCAAUCAGUCUUGAGCCAUCAUCAAGCACUGAACCCAGUCAGUCCAACUUAAGGAGUAAUCUGCUGACAGGAGGAGGAGAGGUGACCAGGCACAUGGGAAGCGUCAGUGCAAAGAUCAAAGCAAUUGAAGCCAAGCUGAAAAUGAUGGCCGAAAACCCUGAUGCCGAGUACUCAGCAGCCCCUGUCUAUUCCUACUUUAAACCACCAGAUAAAAAAAGGACUAGUCCUUACUCCCGAACUGCUUGGAAGUCUCGAAGAUGAUGGUUGGGAAGAACUAUGGCAGCAAAGAAAACUGCUUUAUACACCUAAACUCUGCCUUUGUACUUUGUAGAUUUAAAUGGUACUAUCCAAGAGCACAAUCACAACGUUAGAGUUUUGUAACAUGGCAUUUUAAACUUUUCUUAUGGCUGUUCCUUGCCCGAAGUAUGUAUAGAAUUGAACACCAUCCCGAAUAAAUUGGAUUGCAUCCAGAGCUCUGACUUUAACACAGGGAUACUCUAGUUGACUGAGCUGUUUGCAUUUUGUGAGUCCAAAAAUGUUAUUCAAUAUACCAGACAAAGAGAAGCUGACUGUUUUAAGCAAGAAAACACUUGGUUAAAGUGCUCUUUUUCAAGAGGUAGGGGUGGGAAAUGUGCAUUCUGCUCUGCCUACAUGCCUUCAACACCUAAGGGCAGUGGCUGGGGCAGGUAAUGAUUGAAAGUGACUGGAGUCCACUUUUGUUGUUCUAUUUUUCAAUUGUGUUCCAAGGUACCCCCCCAGAGGUUUAGAGUAUGGAAAUGACUCAGACAAGGAAUGAAAAGGAAAAGUUCUCUGCUGAAGAGAAUAGGUAUUUAUUUAAGCAUUCCUUUUCUCGCGUUUAAAAUUCCAAAUAGGAAAGUGUAAUGUUUGUCUGCAAACAUUUUAAGAGAGAAUCCAUGAAUUCUGUUGAGUUGUUUUUUUUCACCUAGACAAUUCAGUUAUGACAACCUAUGGUCGGUCAUACUAGGAAUGCAUCUUUUUAAAAAAUACUAUUCAACAUGAUGAACUAGUAAACCUAUAAGAGUUUCAUGUGAAACUUGAAAUUUAGGAAUCUGCCAAGGAAGAUUUUAUAGCAUGAGAAUGCUUUCUUCAUAACUUCCUUUUGGCCACCUUUGUAAGCAGUAAAAUGAAAUAGCUCUUUUAACAAACAUGAAGGCCAUGAUAGCUUUGUCAAAACCCCCCUCUCCCCCUUCUAAUCUGUCACUUUUACCCAGUUCACUAGCAAAGAUUUAGCUUUGAGGGGCAGGGAAGUUGGGAUAAGGAAAGUGGAAAGAACAAGAGUAGGGAGUCUGUAUAAUAGGUAUUUCAGUCAUUGACCUAGCAAUUUAGGGAUUUUCUUCAAUAAGAAGUGCGAUGUAUAUGACUGUUAAAAAUGUAUUGUCUGAAUAAGCUGUACUUUUUCCUCCAGAUCUAGAGUGCAGCCUAUGAUCCAGAUUGGGGUUUUUUAUUUGUUUAGAAAAAGGCUCUUUUUAGGGGGCAGCCUGUAUUCUGACAAAUAUGCUUGUUUUUCACAUGUGGAACCCACCUUUGUUUUCUUAUUUUAUUCUGUUUUGAAAAGGCCACAUGGUAAAAAACGGGAAGUUGAAUAACCAUGAAGGCAAUGGUGUUUCUUUUAACUCUUUAGGGUAGAUUUUGGCCAGAUAUUUCAUUGGGUAUUUGUUCACUCCUCCAAGACAUUAAUUUAUUCUGGGUGACACCUAAUCUUAUGGUCAAGUGGGUCCCCCUCUUUCUUGAUAAUAAAGCAUGCUCUUUCUCUAAAGCAAUACAAUAUCAGAAAUGAGGCAUUUUGGCAAUUUCACUGCAUCAUACUAUAGUUUCAGGAUUGGAUUUAAAGAAACCUUUUGCAGUGAGUUUUUUGUUUGUUUGCUUCCUGGUUAAGUGUCUCUUGAGCUACUUUUAGGUAGCAUGCAUUGGCAAUUAAAUGAAGACAUCCCUGGUCCAAGUGAUAUCCCUUCCUAUUCAGAAAGAUGAGAGGACUUGCCUGGCCAUUGUUUUAUGGAUGGUAUCCCCAGCAGGUUUGGGAUGGAGUAGAACUUCUUUAGUGCAAACCAGUCUUCUAUUUUUAAUAGAAAUUUUGAGAAUAUUUGACUUUGAAUUAUAUAGAGUUGUUUCCUUUAGAAACCAGAGCUAUUUAUUUGUAUUGAAGGCAACGUUCUGAUUUAUAGCAACUCUUAUUUCUCUAUGUGAAUAAAUACAAGAAAAUGUU
Messenger RNA from Monodelphis domestica (gray short-tailed opossum), 2751 nucleotides. RefSeq names its product RNA binding motif protein 18 (gene RBM18). Gene Ontology annotation, molecular function: RNA binding. Lineage: Eukaryota; Metazoa; Chordata; Mammalia; Didelphimorphia; Didelphidae. The record is from RefSeq and is a predicted model, not a curated record.